This is a messenger RNA of Papaver somniferum (opium poppy), 1029 nucleotides long. RefSeq lists its product as uncharacterized. The coding region runs from base 1 to 1029 and encodes 342 amino acids. The record is from RefSeq and is a predicted model, not a curated record. NCBI's taxonomy places the organism in Eukaryota, Viridiplantae, Streptophyta, Magnoliopsida, Ranunculales, Papaveraceae. The transcript has 2 exons.
AUGUUCUUCAGAAAUUCUGCAAAAGGAACGGUACUACUUCUUUUAUAUGUUGAUGAUAUGGUUAUCACAGGCAGUGACUCAGAAGGUAUAAAAUCUCUAAAAACUCAUCUGAAUUUAUGCUUUCAAAUGAAAGAUCUUGGUCACUUAAGGUAUUUCCUUGGCAUGGAAGUUGAUAGAUCAUCUAAAGGUUAUUUUAUAUCUCAAGUUAAGUAUGCCUCAGAGAUUCUUAAUCGAGCUGGAUUAACAGAUAGUAAGAUCUUGGAAACACCUCUAGAGCUUAACGUUAAGCUCAAUCCUAUUGAUGGAAAAGCUCUGUCUGAUCCAACUUUGUAUAGACAACUAGUUUGGAGUCUUAAUUAUUUGACAAUAAUAAGACCGGACAUUAGCUAUGCAGUACAUGUUGUAAGUCAAUUCAUGUCAGCUCCUCGCACUACACAUUUUGCUGCCAUUCUCAGCAUUCUACUAUACAUCAAAGGAACAUUGUAUCAAGGAUUGCAAUUUUCUUCUAAGUCAGACCUUCGUCUUCACGCUUAUACAGACUCUGAUUGGGCAGGGCAUGUAACAGAUAGAAGAUCCACAUCUGGUUAUUAUAUUUUUCUAGGCAACUCUCUAAUAUCUUUGCGUAUUAAGAAGAAGUCAGUUGUCUCUCGAUCUAGUGCUGAGGCUGAAUAUAUGGCUAUGGCACACACUACCUCUGAAAUAGUUUGGUUACGGUGGUUACUGAGUGAUAUGGGCAUCCAUCUAGCAGAGUCUACUCCCUUAUAUUGUGACAAUAAAGCCGCUAUUCAUAUUGCUCAUAAUGAUGUUUUUCAUGAGCGUACAAAACACAUUGAGAUCAAUUUUCAUUUCAUACGUCAUCACUUCAAAAAGAAGACCAUUACACUACCGCUCAUGCUGCAUGUUCCAAUGCGGGUGAAACUUGUUGGCCGUUUCAUGGCUGUUGUGAAGGUUCGUAUUGCCCUUUUCACUUUCUCAAUUGUCAGCCAGGCCCUGAUCCAGGAUGGCCAUAGGGUUGUGGAACUCGCUUGA